AUGGGCCUCCAUUCCCAGCGCGCUGGCCUGGACCUCGGUCUUUGGCUGCUCCUCGACGUCGACGCCGACCAUCACCGCGACCUGGCCGUCGUCAUCCGUCUUGCCUUCGCCGAAGCAGUGGGUCCGUCGGCGCUAGCAGGAGGCUUCCCCGACCUGGCCAAGACAGUGGGGGCAGCCGCCCUGCUAGGGCGCGCCACGGGCACCGCAGUGGCCAAGGCUGGCGGGGAGAGCAUGGGCCAGGGGGAGCUCGCCAAUGACCCGCAGAAGGCGCACGUCAUCAUCAUGAUGUCCCCGUGGGACGUGCUGCGCAUGACUGGAUUGAUGCUCGCGCUGAUCCGGGCAGCGGGCAGCGCUGGGCACUGCUGGGGCCCGCGCCGGGGCCAGAAGCGGCCAGCCGAGGACCGGGCGGAGGAGCAGCCGCCGAGGGGUGAGAACCAGGGCAGGGGCAGCGACCGAACUGGGCGCCCAUGGAGGAUCUUCCUCGAAGCAGGGGCGCAGGGGACGGUGACUUUCAACGGCGCGCGGUACGUGCGCAUGGCCAGGGGUCCAAGCGGGGCGACGAGGUGA
This is a messenger RNA of Prorocentrum cordatum, 567 nucleotides long. The record is from the annotation of a GenBank genome assembly. NCBI's taxonomy places the organism in Eukaryota, Dinophyceae, Prorocentrales, Prorocentraceae.